Messenger RNA from Parnassius apollo (apollo), 876 nucleotides. Lineage: Eukaryota; Metazoa; Arthropoda; Insecta; Lepidoptera; Papilionidae. The record is from the annotation of a GenBank genome assembly.
AUGUCGGAUAAAAGAAAAUCUUUCGCCACACCAAUAUCAAAAACAUCGAUUACUAAACGACAGUCGUCAGUACCGGCUACAACAUCAAAAUUACCUAGAAUUCCUACCACAUCGAUUAAAGAAAAAAAUGUUCUUGGGCGACCUAGAAUCAAUAACAACUUUACGGUUAUUGGUGAAGGAGACAGAACAAUUAAGAAAGCAGGCGUUUCUGGCCCUGAAUUCGAAUCUCUUAACCGCCAGAUUGCUUACGGUAGAUUCUUGCGCACUAUGCUCGAAGAUUGCUUAGUUGAAGAAAAAAUAGAACGUGAAGAAACACAAAUGGACAUUCAAAUGGCUCAAUUAGCUGACAGAUUUAAAAAAACCAUGGACCAGCUAGACAAAACAAAUCGAAGAUUGAAGGAAAUAUCUUUUGUUGUUGAACAGAAAAGGUUACUUGAUCUCAAAUCUCAAGAUUACACCAAGUUUCAUGAAAUAUCAAAAAACUCAAAUGCUGAAAGUAUUUUAACUGAUCUUGCAGCAACAGAGCAAACACUUCUAGAUAAACUAGAAACAAAAAAUGUUGAUUUUGGUUACGACAAAGAGAGUGGACAUAAGCAGUUACUAGAUGCUGUUAAUGAUGCAAUAGAAGGCUUAGAAGAAAUUAAGAAACAUUCUAACUUAGAUAUAAACAAGUUUAAAGAGUAUAAAAAGAUUAAAACAAAUCUCAAUGUAUUGGAAAAAGUGAAAUUAGACUUAGUGAGUUUAAAGUCCAACUUUGACUCUAAAUUUCCAAAAUUUAGUGAGAGAUUACUGAAAGAGGCAUCUGAAAAAAUUGCAAUGAUGAUGAACAAUGAUGAUGAUGAGGAUGAUGAUGAGGAUGAUGAUGCAGAUGAUUGA